Messenger RNA from Protobothrops mucrosquamatus (brown spotted pit viper), 591 nucleotides. RefSeq names its product cardiotrophin-1-like. The transcript is spliced from 3 exons. The coding region runs from base 1 to 591 and encodes 196 amino acids. NCBI's taxonomy places the organism in Eukaryota, Metazoa, Chordata, Lepidosauria, Squamata, Viperidae. The record is from RefSeq and is a predicted model, not a curated record.
AUGGAAGUGCUGUCAGUGGAUUUGCAGAUGUGCUCCGGAUGUUCUCACACCCAGCAAGAAAUCGCCGUAGAGAUUGAAAGGACGCACAAUCUCACCCUCAGCAUGCAAUUCAGCUCAGGACAACUGCUGUCAAGCUAUGUGCAUCACCAGGGGAUGCCGUUUGGUGAUCCCGAUUUCAACCCACUCAUUCAACCCUUUCCGGGAGUCCCGUUGCCAACCCUGUCUACCACAGACUGGCUGGGCCUCACUGACCAGGAGCGGCUGCAGCAGAACGCUUCGGCCUUCUCCAAUUUGCCGGUGUACUUAGCCAGCGUGAAAUGCCAGCAAAUGGAUCUGAAUCCAUUGGAAACCGAGUUACACCGUCAGCUCGAAUCUUCAAGCCUGCGCUGUCUGGGUCUGGAGAAUAACCUCAAAUCCAUCAUGUCUUCCCUGGACAUCGCGCCGGGUCCAGCCGUAUCCGCUCAGCCUCUGGAACCUGACAACGCCUUCCUUGCGAAACUCACAGGCUACUACGUUUGCCAUCUCUUCCGAGACUGGGUCAACAGAUGUGAAAAGGACAUUGCCUUAUUAACUAAGAAAUAUCCUGUCUAA